AUGGCUAAUGGCUCUACUAAAUAUUUGUACCUUGCCAUAUUUGAAAAUCAAGGGUAUAUCAGAUAUGUGUUUUUCAGCCUGGGACUUAUUUUAUACUGUGCUAUUUUAAUUUUUAAUGUGAUCAUUCUUCUUGUAAUAUGUGUGGAAAAAGCAUUGCAUCAGCCCAUGUACUUGCUCAUUUCUUGUUUAUCUUUGAACUCUCUCUAUGGCACUGCUGGCUUCUUUCCAAGAUUCCUCACUGAUCUUAUCUCUGAAUUGCAUACAAUCUCUGUCUUAGCCUGUCAUAUUCAGACCUUUGUCAUUUAUACUUAUGCAUCCUGUGAAUUUACAAUGCUAACUUUGAUGGCAUAUGACAGAUAUGUAGCAAUAUGCAAACCUUUACAUUAUCACAGCAUCAUAACUCUUGAAGUGCUUUUCAAAAUGAUAAUUGCUGCCUGGGUAUACCCCAUUUCUUGUAUUGGUCUUCCUGUAUAUCUGACUACACAAUUACCGUUGUGUGAUGACAAGAUCACCAAGUUGUACUGUAAUGGCUGGUCAAUUGUUGAACUUUCUUGUGGAGACAAAACACCUAUUUUAAUUGUAAGUUUUAUUAUAUCAGUAACCACUCUUGUUUUACCCAUGGCAUUAAUUUUUUACUCCUAUAUCAGAAUUUUAAUUAUUUGUCAAAGAGGUUCACCUGAAUUUAAAGUCAAAGCUUUUCAUACUUGUCUGCCUCACAUAGUUACCUUUGUUAUUUUCUCAAUAACCAUUUUCUGUGAAAUGGUCUUAAGCCGGUAUGAGCCUGGUGAACUGCCUUUGUUUGUGACUGUUAUUUUGUCAUUGGAAUUUCUCCUUAUACCUCCGGUUUUAAAUCCCCUUCUCUACGGAUUCAGUUUUCUUGAGAUUCGCAAAAAGAUUAGUUGUCUUCUAACAAAGUGCCUGAUACUGAGAAAAUUUGGGAAAUAA
Molecule: messenger RNA, 945 nt
Organism: Chanos chanos (milkfish)
Lineage: Eukaryota; Metazoa; Chordata; Actinopteri; Gonorynchiformes; Chanidae
Product: olfactory receptor 10J4-like
Exons: 1
Coding region: 1-945 (314 amino acids)
Biological process (GO): G protein-coupled receptor signaling pathway; detection of chemical stimulus involved in sensory perception of smell
Cellular component (GO): membrane
Molecular function (GO): olfactory receptor activity; odorant binding; G protein-coupled receptor activity
Source: RefSeq, a predicted model, not a curated record